ACUGAAAUUGCGUGUCGGUUGUCGGUUAUAACAAAAACAUUCUGGCGCGUACAAACAAACGUGUCACAACAUUCAACAAAAUAAAUUGUUUGAUAACAAAAUAUUAAAAUGGGUUGGUUGUUGCUUUGCGACUGAAAGUUUGAUCGAUAAUUAGAGAAUGUCACUAUCUGAAAAAAGAUAUCAAUUAGCAGCUCACAAACGAAAUAUAUCAGAUCAAAAAUUCAAUUACUACAGUCAAACUGCCCAAUAUUUUGAGCGUGAAUCUCAAAAGACCAAACAGUUCAAUACCUGGAACGUUGAUGUUAAGUCAAUUCGUUGGGAUAAUAUAAAAAAAGCAGAAACACUCAACUCAAGGCGCAAUAAACUCCAAGUGCUCUUAAGAAACGAAGAACAAGCAUAUAAACGAGAGUGUGAUCAAUUAAAAGCACGUAAAGUUACAAAAGACAAGAUACCAUUGGAGGUGUUGGAAGAAAAAUUAAAAGAAAAACGCGCAGAAUUGAGCUUGUAUAAUCCUAAUAUUCAUCGCCGAUUAAAAUCAUAUUUUACUAAUCCUGCCGAAACAGAACGUGUCGAUUCGAAAUUACAUAAUAUCGCUGAGCCAAUCACUCGUAAUUUAUCCCGAUUGUCUUUUGAUAAUUCAAAUUAUCUAAAAAAAAGAAGAUCAGACUCGCCAUUUAAAAACAAUUGUAAUACUCCUUAUAAUUAUAAAUCAUCACUAAUGGAUUACUCUAAUGAACAAAAUGAAAAAGCGUUUGACGAAAGAGCAGAUGCUUUCAAUGAAAAUCGUGAAUAUUCAAUGUCCGAUCGAAUGGAUUACUCGAAGAAAGAUCCCGCUUUUGUGCCUGAUAGAAAAUUUAAAGAACGUUACGCUCACAGAAGUCUUGAAAACACAAAUGUUUUUGAUACUGCUGGGCAUACACAUGACAUUUAUGAACAACAAGCUAUGAGCGACGAAAUAUCAGCUGUGGAGGCUUCAGAUGACGGUAUGAAUAAUAAAAGUAAUUUGGAAAAUCAAGAAGGAAACGAUUUAGUUGAUUUCAUUUCGAGUGAAAACGUUGACAAUCAAGAAAGUAAUCCCGGUGAAGAAAUGAAUAAUUCAAAGGAAACUGCGUCUGACUACCCGGAACAAGAGAAAGGUCCCCUGACGACGAUCACUAAUUCUUCAGAUAUGAUGGUGUUGUAUCUUAUGUACAAUGAUUUGCAGAAGAAAAUUGAAGACCUUGAGGUAAAAGAAAGUCGUGCAUCCUUGAAACAUCUUUGGGAAGAGACUCUGCGCUUGAGAGACAUGCGAAAUCGUUUAGAGCUUUUGAGGGAGAAAAAAAUUUAUCAACGACGUGAUUUACAUAUUGAUCCGUCAAGCAAGGAAGCAGCAUUAAACAAUAUUGAGAAACGUAGUAUUCAGCUUAAAGAACGCGAAGAUACAUGCGCUGAUUCAAAGAUGUACAGUGAAGACGCUAAACGUAUUUGGGAAAAGUGGAUCGCUGAAGAUAAAAAAUCACCAAUCUCAGAAGGUGACGACUUGAGAAAAGCUUUAAUGAACCAGUUAGCAGAUGAAUGGGAGUCAUUAGGUGAAAACGACAAAAAAAUUAUUUCUCAAAGUUACGCUGAAGUAAUGAGAAAUGCUUCAUUGGAAAUAGAAUUUGAUAUUAUGGCCAAAAAAGGAUUUUAUUAAAAACGUAUUUUUUUUCAUUGAAUUUUGUGUUAUUUUUAAGUUCAGUAAUUUUUUUAAUUUUACUGACAAUGCAAUUUAAUCAAUUAUUGCUUAUUAACUUAUAAGCCAUGUUAAGGCUAUUUAAUUUCUUAUGCUUAUGAAUAUUAAAAAAAGUAUACAACAUUUUUUAGACGAAAAAAUGGUCAAACAUUUUUUCGUUUUCAAAUUGAUUGUUUACGAAUUAAAUCAAAAAAGGUUGUUCACUUUUUGUGUGUCGAAUAGUUUAUUCAUUUUGAAUUACAGCUUUAUUAAAUCUACAAUUUAACUAUCAUAAAGUGCUAAAAACUUUGAAAUAACAAUACUCAAUUAAAUUAAGGGUCAGUAACCACAGCUCCUAACAAACAUGAUUAAUGUGUCAAAAUACUCGAAUCGAUAAACGAAUUUUUUACAUAAUAGUGCUUUAUGAGUGAUUUCAUGUAUGUUCGUUUUUAUAAAAUAGAAUGUUUUGAAAUCUUAUUACACUUGAAUAUAAAUUUUUUUAUUGUAUCUGUCCGACAAUGCAUUUAUGUUAAAAUAAAUAUGAGAGAUAUGUAUAACCCAUAUAAUACUUUGUAACAAGUAUACAAAAUUAAAUGUUAAUGCUUAUUA
This is a messenger RNA of Cotesia glomerata, 2299 nucleotides long. RefSeq lists its product as uncharacterized. The record is from RefSeq and is a predicted model, not a curated record. The transcript has 3 exons. Lineage: Eukaryota; Metazoa; Arthropoda; Insecta; Hymenoptera; Braconidae. Bases 158 to 1672 code for a protein of 504 amino acids.